Molecule: messenger RNA, 207 nt
Organism: Colletotrichum abscissum
Lineage: Eukaryota; Fungi; Ascomycota; Sordariomycetes; Glomerellales; Glomerellaceae
Exons: 1
Coding region: 1-207 (68 amino acids)
Source: RefSeq, a predicted model, not a curated record
AUGAUUCCUCAACAGCGUCAAACGCGACUGACCCCAAGUUGCCUCGAGGCUUUAACCCUGAGCCUUGAGGAACCUGAUACCCAGGCAGAGCUCGGGCUCGAGGCUCGACCUAGAACCAGAGCUGGCUGGCCAUCGGCACUUGCAACACCCAACCCAAGCAAAGCCAGACAGGCUGCGUCCUCACAAGCAGGCUCGCCUAGCCUCUAG